AUGUCAAAAACAUCCUCAAUUUCUAACACAAGGGCAGAGGUAUGGCGAACUCGUCUAGGUUCUGCUCUACGAACAACCUUAGCAUGCAGCAUAGCAGGUUGCAUCUCAUACUAUAGUCCUGCACCUCUCAGACGCUACUUGGAAUUCCCAUCUUACACUUAUUCAACAACAGUGCUCAUAGUGUCGGAUGCAACACUGGGUGACGCGUUAAGAGGUUGUUGGCAUGUUAUUUGUGCAAGCGUUCAGAUUAUGAUUAUCUCCAUUCUUAGCCUGCAGGUAAUAGGACCUCACAACUUCACCAACAGCGUGGCUGCGUUGGCGAUGAUGGCAAGUACGUUUGUAAUUGCGCUGCCAGAAUCAACCCACUUGGUGAGUAAGCAACUAGCAUUUGGACAGCUAGUGAAUGUUUAUGUAAGCACAGUGAUUGAUGGUGGACAAGAAGGGGUGUUUGUGCACCCAAUUUCCGUGGUUUGCUCUACUGCCCUUGGAGCUGUGGCUUCUGUCCUCGCCAUGUUGUUCCCUUAUCCUCGCCUUGCCCACAAUCAGACAAGGAAGUUCUAUCGAUUAUACGCUGAGAAUACUCUUGAAAGGUUAAAUUGCAACAUAGAGGCCAUCUCUGCCUCAGACAACUCAACUGCCGUUGGUUUCUCCAAUCAAGCUAAGUUUCUCUUUACCACAGGAGCCAAGCUACAAGAGAGUAUCAGAACUAAGCUGGAUGGCCUGCGCUGGGAACAGCCUCAAACAAGAAUUUUCAACCCCGAUUGGAUUGACCUAGAAGAAAAACUGCAAGCCUUGGAGAUACCAAUUAGAGGAAUGGAGAUUGCUCUAUCUAGUUGUACUUCUUUUCCUGUUGGCGUCAUUGAUGAGGAGCUCAGAGGGGUCUUGCACAACUGCAGAGGACAGUUGAACCAAAAAUUAGAUCAGCAAGCUAAUUGCUUCGCUGAUUUUGAUGCAACCACAACUUCAAAGAUGAAAGAAAUUAUUUUGACCAAAAACCUUUCCAUAGCCUAUAAAAAUCUGCCCACCUCGUUCUUUUUAUACUGUGUACAUCUUCUCCUAGAUAACUCGCCCAUUGCAAAGAUAAAUGAUCACAUGCUCGGAAAAACUCAAAAAAGUGUGGAUUGCCAAUGGAACUCUAGAAAGAUCAAAGAGAUUGUGAUGAACUUGAUCCCUAGCAGUCACAACUUGACCUUUGCAUUCAAGUGCUCUUUUUCAUUAGGCCUUGCUGUGUUUUUCGGUUUGACAUAUAACAAGGAAAAUGGAUAUUGGUCUGGACUCUUAAUCGCCCUCUGUUUCAUGACUGGACGACAUCCAACAUUCUCAGUUGCAAAUGCCCGAGGACAAGGAACUGCAAUGGGAUCAGUAUACGGGAUAAUUUGUUGCUUCAUUCUCCAAAGGUUUGUGCAUUUAAGGUUCAUAUCUCUUCUACCAUGGGUAGUUUUCUCUUCUUUUCUUAGGUACAGUAGAAUGUAUGGUCAAGCUGGUGCGGUUUCGGCAGUUACUGGGGCCUUAUUAGUCGUUGGUAUGAGGCACAGUGACACACCUAUACAAUUUGCACUUGCUAGACUCGUCGAGGUUGCGAUAGGACUCCUUUGCUUCGUUGUCGUAGAGAUUCUUUUUAAUCCCUCAAGAGCUGCAACUUUAGCAAAAUCUGAACUCUCUCAAAGUUUGAGGACACUUCAAGAUUGCAUUGACUGGAUCACCCAUAUUACUCCUAGGGAAAGGGACAUGCUAUCUUCAAGCUAUCAAGCAUUGCGAGAAGGACAGAAGAAGCUGAAAUCUAUUGUGUGUCAACUAGAAGAGUUCACUGUAGGGGCUGAGUUGGAGCCAAAUUUCUGGUUCAUUCCAUUUCAUAGUGCCUGCUACAGUAAGAUGCUGGAAUCCCUAUCAAGGAUGGUAGAUCUCUUGCUUUUUAUUGCAUACUCAAUGGAAAAUGUCACACGAUUGUCACAGAAGGAUGAAGCAUUCUGGACAGAUCUCCAAGAUCGAGUGAAUGAGAAUGUGCGGAUUUUUAAGGACAACAUUGGCCGCACACUGAAAUUCCUUGAGGAGAUAACAAGGAUCAAGUCUCUCAGGAAACUUGAAAAUGAAUUGAAGAAAAUAAAUCUUCCUUGCGAUAUUGAGUCACAAGAGUAUCUAAAUGCAAAUGCAUUUAGGAUAUUGAAUGGAGAUGAAGAGGUCGAAAACAUUACAAGCGCUUUCCUCCAACAUGUAGAGGAGAUGGCUAACAAAACCGAUACCAACAAAGAUGAGGACAUGUUUAAAGGUCAGAUGCUUUUUCAUUACAGUUGCUUGGGAUUCUGCGCCAGUAGCUUGAUGAAAGAAACAGUAAAGAUUCAGAGCGAACUAAAAGAACUACUUAUGUGGGAGAAUCCCUCAAGUCAAAUAAACUUCAAAGAAUUUUAUACUAAGAUCAAUGCUGUGUUCACAGUAAAUCUAGCACCGUGAUUUAGGGUGACUCUUAGAAGAGGUUUAGCCCU
Messenger RNA from Abrus precatorius (Indian licorice), 2480 nucleotides. RefSeq lists its product as uncharacterized. Gene Ontology annotation, cellular component: plasma membrane. The transcript has 3 exons. Gene Ontology annotation, molecular function: transmembrane transporter activity. The record is from RefSeq and is a predicted model, not a curated record. The coding region runs from base 1 to 2448 and encodes 815 amino acids. Gene Ontology annotation, biological process: transmembrane transport. NCBI's taxonomy places the organism in Eukaryota, Viridiplantae, Streptophyta, Magnoliopsida, Fabales, Fabaceae.